This is a messenger RNA of Fulvia fulva, 1482 nucleotides long. RefSeq lists its product as uncharacterized. NCBI's taxonomy places the organism in Eukaryota, Fungi, Ascomycota, Dothideomycetes, Mycosphaerellales, Mycosphaerellaceae. Gene Ontology annotation, cellular component: cytoplasm. The record is from RefSeq and is a predicted model, not a curated record. The coding region runs from base 1 to 1482 and encodes 493 amino acids. Gene Ontology annotation, molecular function: oxidoreductase activity. The transcript is spliced from 4 exons.
AUGGUGCUGUGCCUGCAUGGGGGAAGAAACCUGCAUCUGACCUCGAGAGCGUCUUCAACUAAGACCAGCAUGGCCUCCACGAUCGACUCUGACAUUCUUCUAGGUGUUGAACCAACGCAUACCACCAUGUCGUUUCCCGUUCCUGAUGCAACCACUUCUUUCUGGCGCACGCAACUGCAUGAAUUGGAUACGUCCCGCAGCACCGAAGAAAUACCGGCUGAAGUCGAUAUUGUUGUCAUCGGUGCUGGGUACUCUGGAGCCUCGAUUGUGCACCACCUGCUAAAACAUUCGAGAGUAUCAGGCCGGGACGUGUCGAUAGCCAUACUCGAAGCUCGUGAAGCAUGCUCUGGCGCGACCGGCCGGAAUGGCGGCCAUCUGAAGCCAGAUCCAUACUACCGAGCCGCUGGCGCUCUUGAGAAGUAUGGCAAAGAAGCUGCCGAGGAAGUGGCAUCCUUCGAAGCUCGCCAAGUCAAGGAGAUCCAGAAGCUGGUCGAGGACGAGAACAUUGACUGUGACUUUGUCGUCACACGAGCUACUGAUGUCUGCUUGUACGAAGCCGCGAAAAGAGAUCUCAAGCGUGGGCUUGACAAGUUACGGCAAGCUGGCAUAUCGACUGCUAGCGAAGUCUUCUAUAGUGAUGAGCGCAGUGCCGAAGGUGUAUCUGGCAUCAAGGGUGCGCAAGGCUGCUUCACCUACACAGCUGGGCUCGUCUGGCCAUAUAAGCUGGUUCUUCACCUCCUCGGCAAAGCAGUCGCAGCUGGGGUCAAUCUUCAAACCACCACUCCAGUGACCCAUAAAUGGUCUGUCAACACGUCUCGCGGCUCAAUUCAGACCUCAAAGGUUAUCUGCGCAAGCAAUGCAUACACGUCUGCCCUUUUAGCCGAAUUCAAAGAAAAGAUCGUGCCUGUACGAGGCAUCUGCAGCCGCAUUGUUGUCCCCGGGAACGCGCAUCCGCCUCUUCUCUCCAAUAGCUAUAUCCUGCGACUAUCCCCAAGCGAGUACGAUUACCUGAUCCCACGCGCAGACGGCAGCAUCGUCGUAGGCGGCGCACGAAGAGACUACUUCAAGGAACUAGACCAAUGGUACAACAACGCCGACGACAGCAAGCUCAUCGAGCCGGCGAAGAAUUACUUUGAUGGUUACAUGCAGCGACACUUCCGUGGCUGGGAGGAUAGUGGUGCCUAUACUGAUAAGAUCUGGACUGUAAUCAUGGGAUACUCCAGUGACGGUUUCCCUUUCGUAGGUCAAGUGCCUGGGAAGGUAGGGCAGCUGAUAUGUGCUGGGUUCUCGGGAAAUGGUAUGCCGCAGAUCUUUCUGUCUGCCAAAGCUGUUGCGCAGAUGGCGCUUGAGCAAGUGGAGGUGCAGAAUACGGAGCUGCCGAGACUCUACUGGACUUCGCAGGAAAGGCUGGAUUCGAAGACGAAUGUUACGCUAGAAGGGUGGCGGGCGAGUCACGGGAGGGAGGUUGGACCGAAGCUAUGA